Messenger RNA from Drosophila santomea, 1180 nucleotides. RefSeq lists its product as uncharacterized. NCBI's taxonomy places the organism in Eukaryota, Metazoa, Arthropoda, Insecta, Diptera, Drosophilidae. The record is from RefSeq and is a predicted model, not a curated record. The coding region runs from base 116 to 1054 and encodes 312 amino acids. The transcript has a single exon.
UCAAGUGUGCUUGUGUAAAACAGUUCACCAAAAAUAUCAGUACUCACACCGACACUGUAAAUACUUUUACAUUAUUUUUAAUGCUUUGAGCGGAUACUCGAAAACUUUUUAAGUUAUGGCUACAAGAAUAAAAGUAAUGGGUCAGUGUCCAUAUUGUAAUCGUCAUGUGGCCAAAGACCUAAGACCUAUCAACAUGCUGUCCGCACGGGAUGCCAAAAGAAUUUCUCAACUGAUAAACGAAGUGCAGCCCCCAGUUCAGUUGGACUCCGAGGAGGAGAAGCAAGAUCGUGAGGAACCUGCGCAUGAUAGUGGAUCCAGAAAAGCGCACGUGUCGAAGAGAAGGGGAAAGAAAGAUUCUGUAACGAAAACAAUAUCCAAGAAAAAUAAAAAAUCUCCAUUCUCCCAGGAUAAAUUGAAGAUAGGUACUAGGAGCGGGAAAACGCGUGAUACGAGGAGGAAGAAAGUAUUUGUAAAGUUGUCUGAAUCCGACGUCGAAUCAGAAGAUCCUUCUUUAUUAGGGAGCAUAAACAAAGAGACUAGGAGCAGAACAACGCGGGUGUCAAAAAGAAAGAACCGAAUUCAACAUGUUUCGGAUUCUGAGGAGAAAAUAGAUGAUUCUUGCUCAAGGGAGGAUUUAAACAAAGAUAAAAGUUUACAAGAAAACGUGGAAGAAGUUUCCUGCACGCCAAAGGAAUUGAAUGAAUGUCAUAGUUAUCUGGAGAAAUUUGUUGAAGAUUUCUGCUUCCAAGAUGAGCUAGAAAAAAGUUACUCACAAGAUAAAUUGGAAAAUGAAGCUCAAAAGGGGGUUGCAGAGGAGGAUAAAUCGGAAAAUUCUCUAAACGCGAUCACUGGGUGCAUAAUGGAAUUGGUAGAGGAGGAGUUUGAGCGUGAUCCGGCUUGCAGUGGAUCAUCGGGGAUUUUAAAGGGGAACGCUGAGAUCAUAGUGGCCAUGCUGGCGGAGGAACAGAAUAUGAUCAAAAAGAUUAGAAAGCGGUCCUCACAGUCUUGUUGGUGGGAGGCGGACGAGCCGCCUCCUAAAAGGCGCAGGUGUUAAUGUUGCACCAAUGUAGUUACAUUUUGUUGCCUUUGCCAAAUCAACCGUCAUACCGUAGGCCGCCCACGUGCUGACCUUUUUACACCAUCCACCACUCGGCACAAUAAACCUCACUUUUUGAGCAUG